CACCGCAUCUUCUCCUCCGCCGGCAGCGCUUAAUUCCUCUCAAGUUUGAUUAUUACUCUCGUUGAUCACUCUCUCUCAAAGCUAUUCUUCUUUCACAGAAACAAGCAGACUCAAUAGCCAGCCAGCCAACCAUGUCUGCGGAUUCCGCCAGCGCAAUUCAAAGAAGCCAAGUUGAUCUGCUGGACUUCAUUGACUGGUCUGGAGUUGAAUGUCUUAACCAAAGUUCUAGUCACUCUCUUCCCAAUGCUCUCAAACAGGGUUACCGGGAAGAUGAUGGCUUGAACUUGGAGAGUGAUGCAGAUGAGCAGCUUCUGAUUUACAUCCCUUUUACUCAAGUUAUUAAAUUGCAUUCUAUUUUCAUCAAAGGACCUGAAGAGGAAGGCCCUAAGACUGUUAAACUUUUCGCUAACAAGGAGCAUAUGGGAUUUAGUAAUGUUAAUGACUUCCCCCCAAGUGAUACUCUUGUUUUAUCCCCAGACAUUCUGGAGGGAAAACCAGUAAUCCUGAAAUAUGUCAAGUUUCAGAAUGUUCGAAGCUUGACAAUAUUUAUUGAAGACAAUCAGUCAGGUUCUGAUAUCACCAAGGUUCAGAAGAUUGUGCUGCACGGAACAACGGUGGAAACAACAGACAUGAAGGGAUUGAAGAAGAUAGAGGAUCACUGACCUGGAAAGAGGAGAAGGGCAAAAGCAAGGAUUGAUGUAUCCACAUGGAUCUCCAUAGCAUUGUUAAAUCUUCUUAUCAGCUUUUUCUAAAUUUUGAUCAAUCUGACAAUAUAAACCAGUUUCAUGCAUGAAAUAUCCAGUUUUCUGUAUCUUUAGAAUUCUGACAAAUUUCUAUUCAGCUGUUGGUCUUUUUCAUUCUUCAAUGGAGGCCAGUGUCUUGUACUGGCAAAAUGGAAGGAUAAAUUCAAUCCUAGAGUUUGUUAGAGUCAAGAUAUUGUCACGGACAAGGACAACUUAAUGCACUGUAGUUGUUCUCCGGAAAUCCUAACAUUGUUUGCCCAUUAUCCUACUACAAAUUGAGAGUAAAUAUUGGUGUUCUUG
This is a messenger RNA of Rubroshorea leprosula, 1043 nucleotides long. Lineage: Eukaryota; Viridiplantae; Streptophyta; Magnoliopsida; Malvales; Dipterocarpaceae. The record is from the annotation of a GenBank genome assembly.